ACACACACAGACACACACAGAGAGUCUGUCUAGCCUGACUCCUCCUUGCUACCCCACCCUCUUCUCUCUCGUGCUCCCGCCCCCGUCUCCCUCUUCACGAUAGGUGCGGUGUGAGUCUGCUACGAAAGCAGUCCAGGGCACGAGCCAAGGAGCACACACCCACCAGCAGAGAGAGCAAGGCUGCAUUAUUCAACAGAUCCUGGUCUCUGCGAUCCUCGGAGGCACUGAAACCAGCAGAUCAACUUGCAGAAAGGUCCUGCGCUCUCACUGUUAGAUCCCUCAGCAGGCUGCAGUCAGCAGGCUCUCACAGCUAAGCCGGUGACUCACCCCAUCUGCACCUCUCGCUGAGCCAUUAUUACCAUGGAAACCCCGAGCCAAAAACGCACGAGCCGCAGCGCCGUCUCCCCGGCCCGCAUCACCAGGCUGCAGGAGAAGGAGGAACUGUGCAACCUCAACGACCGGCUGGCCGUGUACAUCGAGAAGGUGCGCUCCUUGGAGGUGGAGAACACCGGGCUGCGGCUGCGCAUCAACGAGUCCGAGUCCUCGGUCAGCCGCGAUCUGUCGGGCAUCAAGACAGCCUAUGAGACGGAGCUGGCAGACGCCCGCAAGACCCUGGACCAGGUGGCCAAGGAGCGAGCACGCCUGCAGCUGGAGCUCAGCAAGAUCAAGGAGGAGCACAAGGAGCUCAAAGCCAGGAACGCCAAGAAGGAGUCUGACCUGGAGGCAGCCCUGGUCAGGUUGAGGGACCUGGAAGCCCUGCUCAACUCCAAAGAUGCUGCCCUGAGCACUGCCUUGGGGGAGAAGCGAACCCUGGAGGCAGAGGUGAAGGACCUCAAGGCCCAGCUGGCGAAGUUGGAAGGAAACCUUGCCGAUGCCAAGAGGCAGCUACAGGAUGAGAUGCUGAGGAGAGUGGAUGCCGAGAACCGCCUGCAGACCCUGAAAGAGGAGCUGGAGUUCCAGAAGAACAUCUACAAUGAGGAGAUCCGUGAGUCCAAGCGCCGGUUCGAGUCUCGCAUGGUGGAGAUCGACAGCGGGCGGCAGCAGGAGUUCGACAGCAAGCUCGCCGAGGCGCUGAUUGAGCUGAGAGCGCAGCACGAGGAUCAGGUCCGCCUCUACAAGGAGGAGAUCGAGAGGACCUACAAUUCCAAGCUGGAAAACGCCCGUCACUCGGCGGACAGGAACAGCCACUUGGUGGGAGCCGCCCACGAAGAGCUGCAGCAGACCCGGAUUCGAAUGGAGAGCCUGUCGGGCCAGCUGAGCCAGCUGCAGAAACAGCUGUCAGCGAGCGAGGCCAAGGGGCGGGAACUCGAGGAGGCUCUGACACGCGAGCGGGACCUGAUGAGGCGGCGGCUGGAGGACAAAGAUCGGGACAUCAGCGAGAUCCGAGCCCGGAUGCAGCAGCAGCUGGAUGAGUACCAGGAGCUGCUGGAUAUCAAACUGGCCCUGGACAUGGAGAUCAGUGCUUACAGGAAGCUGCUGGAGGGAGAGGAGGAGAGGCUGCGUCUGUCACCCAGCCCUCCGCCCACAAAGGUCACAGUGAUGCGGACCUCCGGCUCAGGCCACUCCCAGACCAGCCGGGUCCUCCACUCUUCUGCCGCUGCCUCCAGCAGCCGCAACUCCUCUGGGACGAGCACCUCAAAGAAGCGCCGGCUCAACGACAAUGACAGCGAGACCUCCAGUGUGACAGGGGGCGCUGUGACCAAGGCUCGCAUCAGUCAGCACGCCUCGGCCAGCGGCCGCAUCACCGUGGACGAGGUUGAUAUGGAUGGGAAGUUCAUCCGUCUCAGCAACAAGGCUGAUGAGGACCAAUUGCUGGGUAACUGGCAGGUGAAGAGGCAGGUUGGGAAUGCCGCCCCCAUCAUCUACAAGUUUCCCCCGAAGUUCACUCUGAAGGCUGGAGGGACUGUGACUAUCUGGGCUGCAUCUGGUGGUGGAACCCACAACCCACCCACUGACCUGGUGUGGAAGAGCCAGAACUCUUGGGGCACCGGCGACCUCCUGCAGACCAUCCUGAUCAGUGCUAGUGGAGAGGAAAUGGCCAUGAGGAAAGUGACCCGCACCCUGUUCAGUGACGACUAUGAAGAUGAUGAGAUGGGAGCUCACAGCACAAGUGGUGGAGACAAUGAGUACAACCUGCGCAGCCGCAAGGUGAUCUGCGACUCCUGCGGGCAGCCGAAGGAGCGCGGCGGUGCCUGCGGCGGUCUAGCUGAAGGCCUCCCGGGACAUUCCUACUUCAUGGGCACCAAUGAGCCCAGAAAGGGCCGGAUGAAGCCGGAGAACUGCUCCGUCAUGUAAAAGCAGGCAGCACCUCACCUGAACCCAGCACCUCCUGCAGCCCACAGGGAGACUCGUUUUCUACCGUCGGGAUGUUUAUCUUUAUUUUUUAUACGAUUGUGUCUCGUUUUGUAUUCGGAUUCAUGUGCAGGUUAGAUUUGCUUCGAGGUUUGGGCAGAGGGCGCAGGAUCAUAUUCGGCUUUCAAGUUUGUAUCUUCAGCUUCUGUUGCUGCAUGUUUGCUGUCUGCUUACGCUGCUCUCCGCUCUGCACGCACACAGGUGUGCACACGUGCACAAACACGCACACACACACACACACACACACACACACACACACACACACACACACGGGGCUCCAGUGACCAGUGCUCGAGCUCAGAUCUGAGCCGGGGUUCCACAUUGAACGGCCGGGCUGUCAACACUGAACACGCACAGCUUGUGGACCCUGUGAGGAGGCAGCCGCAGAGGCUCGCUGUCUCGCCUCUGCGGCUGCUGAUCACGUUUGUCGUUCUUCAUUUAAAGACGAUGUUUCAGACGUAUUUCUCUGAGCAGUAUUGAGCUGUUUUUCUGGAUGAAAUGUUGCAGGAAGCCAAAGUGAAAGCUCAGGUUUUAUCACCUCAGCCUUAAACAGACGCCGCGUCGGUACGAUGCUGUCGGGCAGCUGUGGCCUCACACACAAAAUGAGUGUUUGAGAUUAAUAUGGCCGCACAGCUCGCCCCCCAGGAAUGUAUUAAUUAUGUUUUUGAAUGUUUAAAGAAAUAAGGGAAUUGCUCUUGGCUUUAAACGUGUUGCUUUUUUUUUUUGUCAAAAGAUGUUUAAUCAUGAUGGGAGAGCUUAGCAUUGAAUUUGUACCUGGGGGGUCAGGUACUGUUUUAUAUAAAUGUGGUGCCAUACGUAGAGUCUAUAUUUGUAGGCUGUUUGAGGAUUUGUGGCCUUUUUCGCGGCUCGCGUGCUUCACGCAGCAGUCCUGUGACUGUCAGCUGGACUCGAUCUGUGCUGCUCGGAAAAACUGGUCAUAAGGGCUUUGAAUUCUUUCUUUCCUCUAAGCUUUUCCAACUUUGCAAAUCCCUCACUUAAAGUUGGGAUCUGAGUCAGACUGAGGGUUUGGAUGCAGCUUUGGCUUCAUGCACUGCUUUUAUCGAGGGCCUCGCCAGUUAUGCACAGCAGGUAGAUUUGUAAUGUAGUCGGCAGCUUAAGUCAUUUAUACUCCAGUGGAAAGCAUAUCAAAGCAUUUAUGGAAGAUACUUGAUAGCUGUUGUGGGUUUUUUUCUAUUGUACUUAAAAAAAAAAAAAAGCAAUUUCUUCUGCGUUUGAACUUUUUUUGAACAGUUCCCCUUAAAUCAAACCCGUAUCCUUCAGCCUGUGAUGCUGCGUAUCCGUGCAGAUUGUUUUGGUGUGAUCGCAGGUUUGGGGGGGGCGGCUGUCCGACUUCUCUUGAAUACAGUGGAACUCGUCUUGUGGUGCUCAGAUUGCUAGAAAACAUAAACUGUGUGUUUGUCCAGAAAUGCUGACAGUAGUUUGAUGUUGGAGCUGCUUUCUGACUAACAGACGCUGCAGUGAUGCAGGUCCUGCACGCUCACACCAACGUUUGUGGACUCCAGGUCAGGAUUUCUGGAAAGACACAUUCAUGCUUUUUUUUUUUCUUUUCUUAGCUCCAACAUAUUCAAGAGAAGGCAGCUGAUCUCCACAACUCCACCAGAGCAUCGAACGCACAGAGAAGUUACAGGAUAGAUAAACCUGAGUGUUUGAGGAUGCUCUUUAAGCUGUUUGAUCCUCAGACCGACAUCUGCAGUAGUUCUCAUAUCUACAUGUAAAGUUCUGACACAUGAUAACUGUAGUUAUAUAUUCACACCCUAAUGCUUCCAUGCAGAGCAGGAAGCUGGUGGUGAGGGGUUUCAUUAUGCACACCCUGAGAGGUGCUCAGGUCCUGGUGGAGGUCUCAUGAACCCUCUGAAGGAUUAAAAACUUCACCCAAAGCCAUUAAUGCCAAAGUUUCUUGAAGUGUGAUUUGUUUCAGAUCACGAUGUUAUUAAAGCCACACAAGCUUUUUUCUUUUCUAAAAUAAUGCUGAAUAAAACUUAUUUUUUCCA
Messenger RNA from Archocentrus centrarchus (flier cichlid), 4364 nucleotides. RefSeq names its product lamin-A. The transcript is spliced from 13 exons. The record is from RefSeq and is a predicted model, not a curated record. Lineage: Eukaryota; Metazoa; Chordata; Actinopteri; Cichliformes; Cichlidae. Gene Ontology annotation, cellular component: nuclear lamina; nuclear envelope. The coding region runs from base 361 to 2295 and encodes 644 amino acids. Gene Ontology annotation, molecular function: structural constituent of cytoskeleton. Gene Ontology annotation, biological process: nuclear envelope organization; nuclear migration; nuclear pore localization.